Linepithema humile (Argentine ant) is the source of this 4008-nucleotide messenger RNA. Its product is annotated as zinc finger matrin-type protein CG9776-like. Gene Ontology annotation, biological process: positive regulation of DNA-templated transcription; negative regulation of DNA-templated transcription. Gene Ontology annotation, cellular component: nucleoplasm. Lineage: Eukaryota; Metazoa; Arthropoda; Insecta; Hymenoptera; Formicidae. The record is from RefSeq and is a predicted model, not a curated record. Gene Ontology annotation, molecular function: nucleic acid binding; zinc ion binding.
GCCCAUCCCUAUUAUCACGUAUCCACGGCAUCCACACGUAUCGGUUAACUGCUUCUGUUACUUGAUCUGGAUCCGCGAGGUUGGGGCAUGUGGAACAUCAUCGUUGUUAUUUAACAACAAUUAACGUGUCAGUUUUAACGAGUUGCACCAUUCAACUUAACGGAAGCAUCGACAAUUCUUUAGUUGAGGAAUAAACAAAUAAUGGAAUCGGAAUCUAGGCGCAAGGGCCCCAGGAGCCCUAGCGCUGAUUCUGAUGAUUCCUCACAUGCCAGAAGGAGAAGGAAGUAUGAUCGAUCGCCAUCUCCAAGACGAAAUAGAUAUCGCAGGUCUCGGUCGAGAGAUAGAAGAUCUCGCUCAAGUUCCAGAGACAGAAGACGAAAAGAGUCCAGCAGAUCGCAAGAUUGGAAGCAACAACCUCAGUCAUCUCAGUCUCAAAGCUCUGUAUCCAAUCCAAACAAUUCUGCUGGUUAUGUUUCAGCAGUACAUAAUCAAUAUCAGGCACCUCCACCUAAUACAAGUCAACCACCACCACCUAUCUCAGCCUACAAUCAGGGAUAUAACAACUAUGGUUACAACUAUGGCCCUGGUUAUGACUACAGUUAUCAACAACCAGCUGGUUACCGAAGUGAUUACCCACCACCUAACUGGCAAGGAAAUCAAGUGUCAUACAACAAUCAGCAAGCACCACCGCCACCAUCAUUGACACCGCAGCAAGAUUCAUCAAGACCAAUCGACAGUGGUUCUUCCGGCUUAGUGACAUCUUUAACAAGACCUGAGGAUGUCAAAAAAGAAGCAGCAAUCGCAGCUGAAGUAAAACAACAGAAAGCGACGUUGGCUAAACAGCGAGAGGAAUAUGUUAAGAAAUCUGCCACGCUGCAACGUGAAUUGGAAAUUCUGCGUCAACAGUGUGACGAGAUAGGCAAGGACGGUGGACGCGAGAAUACUCGAAUUAUAAAGGAAAAUCAGAAAUUGCAGAUCGAAAUACAAAACAAAAUGAAGUCUAUCCACAACGUCAUCGAUAUGCUCACCGGCAUCAUCGGUGACAAAGUUACUGUGGAUGAUCUGAAGAGCAAGUUUAAGCUAGAAGUGAAUAAACGCUCUAGAAGCCCAAAGGAAGACUUUCCGAAGGGGAAGUCUCCUUCGCCCAAUAGAUCUUCGGCUUCCGAUUCAGAUAAGGAAUCCAAAGCAGAGAAAGAUAUUAGGGAGAGAAGAUCGUCGGAGGACAAGCCAAUGUACAAUUUCGUGCACUACGACCCUGAAAUGCAUUGGUGUAAAGUCUGCGAUAUCUUUCCUAAGACAGCAAAGGAAUAUUUAAAUCAUCUCCAUAGCAAUGAGCACAAAGAGGCUUGCUUAGAACGCAAGAUUGUUGAUAUGCCAUGGCAUGAGCGAAAUAGCGAAGGAACAGAGAAAGAAGUGCCCUAUUAUCCAGGACUGCCGACAAAAAGAAUUCCUAUCAAAGGACUGCAAUUCUUCAGCGCAGCGACGGCUUGGUAUUGCAAACUAUGCGACUCUUGGAUAGGGGAUCUCCAUUGUGCUAGUUUACAUCUGAAAUCGAAACGCCACUCGGAAAACUUUUCUCGCUUUGUGGAACAAAAUCCACAUUGGGAAACUGAUUGGAUGGCGGAUCGAGAAAAGGCGUUCUCCGAGGAUAAGCACAAGCAGAUACAAUUGGAACUGCAGAAGCAGAAGGACGACGAUCCGCCGGCGAAGUCGAAGAAGUCGAAGAAGAACAAGAAAAAGUCGAAGAAGGCGAAGAAGCGCCGGAAUAGGAGCAGCGCCAGCGACACGUCCACUGAAUCAGAGAACUCUGAUACAGAAUCUGACCAGGAUACCACCAAGAGCAUACGCGUGGCGAUGCGAAACAAGAUGAAGGCGUCAACGCAGGCGAUUCUAAACGAGGAGAUAGAUUAUCAGCGUAUAAAGCUGAAAGGGCACAAUUGGUCGAAGGCGCCGCCAGUGAACCAAUCGCCGCAGCCGUCGGAGCAACAUCCGUCGGAGGCGGACGACAGGCAGCUUCUGAACUCGAUCAGAGACAAGCUGAAGGCUAAGCAGGAGGAGGACAUGAAGAGCCGCAAGAAUUCGGACAAGAUGGAAGAUGAGGAGGAGGAGGAGUUGCAGCAGGAUCCUUAUUCUAAGAAGUCGGAGGAUUUGGAGGCUUGCCCAAAAGAGCCGCCCAAGCCGUUCUGGAUAAAGAAGGAGGAGGAGAAGCAGUCGCAACCGAUCAUGACGAACAAGCCGAUCGAGCUGCCGAAACCGGAGGAGAUGCCGAAGCCGCACAUGGGAUUCUGGACGAAGCAGCAAGUGAAUAUGACGGUGAAACCGCCCGAAAGUAAAUCGAUCGAGAAGGAGGAUGAGAGGGAUCGCGACCGGGAUCGCUACAAGGACGAUCGCGACCGCAAGUACAGCAGGUACGAGAGGAGGAGUCGGCGGGAUCGAGAUCGGGACAGGGACAGGGAUCGCGAUCGCGAUCGCGAUCGCGACUACUACGACGAUCGUCGAAAGAGGGACAGAGACAGGGACAGCAAUGAUUCUCCGAGGCGCGACAGAAGCUGGCGCGACAGUAGCCCGAAGAGAGGCUACGACAAGUACGGCAAGGACCGGCGGGGAGGCGGCGACAACGACAACAACUCGUCGAACGACGAGUCCAAGUUCGAGAAGAAGUCGAGCGACUCGAAGUCGAAGAAGGGCGCUGCUCUGGCCAAGAAGUCGGCGCCGCAGGUUGCCGCUAAAGGCAAGCUGCCGUUUAUCGGCAGAUUACCGCUGUUCAAGAAGAAGGCCGAGGAGCCGAAGCUGCCGGAGAAGGACAUCGCGCCGUUGCCCUAUCAACAGAGCAAGUUCGAGGACACGCCGAAAGUGCCGAACGAGAUUAUUAAUCCGCCGGGCGUCGUGCACAUCACGAAGCUGGCGACUCCGUUGAAUCUGAGUAACAACACGACCUUGCAGACGAGCAAGACGAGCAAUCAGCCUAUGAAGAUCCUCGUGGCGCCACCGCCGCCCGUGCUAAACGAGAGCAAGCCGACGCCGCAGGUGGUCGACAUGGAGAUAGAUGAUCAAUCCGAGGAGACGGUCAUAGAGGAGCAACCGAUAGUGGAGCAAAAGCAGCAGCAGACGUCGGGCGUGUCGAAGCUGCCGUUACCGCCGCAUCCGCCGCCGCCGUUGAACAGACCGCCGCCCAGCUUCACGCCGGGCCCGCAACAACAGCAGCAAGCGGCGGCGGCGAUACCGAGUAGACCGCCGCCGGUGCAGAGCACGCCGCCGGCGCCGCAGUUCACGCCGAAUCGUCCGCCGCCGCCGUUCAUGUCGACACCGCCGCCGUUCGUUCAGGCGCCGCCGAGAUUCCCGCCGCGUCAACCUGUGCCGCCCGCCGCCUUCAUGACGCAGCCGCCGCCGAUGCCGGGCGCGACGGGCUACGUGCAGAAUCAUCAGAAUCCGCCGCCGCCGCCGCUCCCGUCGACAAUGGUGGACGCCGGUGUCGUCGCGCCGCCGCAUUCGGACGUGGCCGAUAUACCGGAGCCUUCGGAGAAACGCUCGGCCGACCCGAGUAUCCCACUGCCGGAUGAUCUGCAGGAGGCCCUCAAUAUAAUCUUCCCCAAGGAAGAAACGGCGGAGGCCAAGCAGCAGCACCAGAGCCACCACGAACCCAACGUCAUGUAUUCGUCGAUGUACAGUAUGCUAGGCUGCGUUGGCUACGGUCCCGAAUACAUGGAUCAACCGCCGCCGGAAAUUAUGCAGGAAGCUGAAGCGGACACUCAACCGGGGCCCGAUGAUCUUCGUAUGUUGGGCAUCGACGAAGGGGAUACGAUACUGUAAAUCAACGUUCUCGCAACGUUUUCCAACAUCAGUGAUGAAAGAAUUGAUCUGUAGGUCGCGUAUCGAUACGUAUCGAUGAGAAUUGUUGCUGAAUCGAUACGCUUGUCAUUCAUCCCGACGUGUAACAAGUUAUAUUUCGUCAAUAAUUAUCCGCUGUUUUAAGAAUCAGAUGUGAUAAAAAAAAAAAAAAAAAAAAAA